Molecule: messenger RNA, 1041 nt
Organism: Penicillium cosmopolitanum
Lineage: Eukaryota; Fungi; Ascomycota; Eurotiomycetes; Eurotiales; Aspergillaceae
Product: NAD(P)-dependent alcohol dehydrogenase
Exons: 4
Coding region: 1-1041 (346 amino acids)
Biological process (GO): D-sorbitol catabolic process
Molecular function (GO): zinc ion binding; L-iditol 2-dehydrogenase (NAD+) activity
Source: RefSeq, a predicted model, not a curated record
AUGACCAUUUUGCAAGAUCCUUCUCUGACAGCCAACCGGGCCUUUGUGCUCCAUCCCGGAGGGAAGUUCACUUAUGAACAGCGCGCCGUUCCUGAUCUCGAGACCGAUCGCGAUGUAAUAGUACGAAUUGUUGCGACUGGCCUUUGUGGUUCCGAUGUUCAUUACUGGCAACAUGGUCGCAUUGGACAGUAUGUCGUGGAGAAACCAAUCAUCCUAGGCCACGAGUCCUCCGGGAUUGUCGUGAAGUGCGGUAAAAAGGUUACCGACCUUGCAGUUGGUGAUCGCGUGAUGCUUGAGCCUGGCGACUCCUCUCCUACGACGGAACCCUCGCCAAAUACUACCGCGCCCCCAGCGAAUGCUGCUAUAAACUGCCGUCCCAUAUUUUCUCUCCGCGAUGGCUCUAUGAUCGAGCCUUUGAGCGUGGCAGUGCACAGCUGUCGACUUGCGGGAUCUCUGCAGGAGAGCUCGGUUGCGGUUUUCGGGGCAGGACCAGUCGGAUUGCUUUGCUCUGCUGUUGCACGCGCAUUUGGAGCUUCGACUGUGGUUGCUAUUGAUGUCGUUGAUAGCCGCCUUGCUUCUGCUUUGAAGCAUGGUGCUACCCAUGCAUACAAAAUGGACACUGAAUCUCCAGAGAUCAAUGCGAAGGGAUUGCUGAGUUCAGUCGGGCUGGAUUAUGGAUUUGAUGUUGUUCUAGAUGCAACCGGUGCCGAGCCUUGUCUAUCCUGCGGCAUCCAUGCUCUUACUCGAGGGGGUACUUUCGUACAAGUUGGGUUGGGCAACCCGAAUCCCUCUCUGCCAGUCGGUCAAAUUUGUGACAAAGAGGCCGUAUUCAAAGGAAGCUUUCGCUAUGGGCCUGGAGACUUUAAAAUGGCGAUUGAUCUGUUAAACUCGCGUCGAGUCAAACUUGACGGGCUCGUUACCCAUGAGUUUUCAUUUGAAGACGCGGAGGACGCGUUUAAGAAUGUUGUUGGUCGCGCUGGAAUUAAAAGUGUUAUUUAUGGACCUGAUGUUGACGAGAACGAGGCGAAUAAGUUCAAUUAG